Molecule: messenger RNA, 1641 nt
Organism: Aspergillus viridinutans
Lineage: Eukaryota; Fungi; Ascomycota; Eurotiomycetes; Eurotiales; Aspergillaceae
Exons: 5
Coding region: 1-1641 (546 amino acids)
Source: RefSeq, a predicted model, not a curated record
AUGUCGGAAGUUCAGAAGCCUGUUGAGGAGACCCCCGUGGCCGUCCCUGCCGCCGAGCCUGUCGCCGAAGCUCCUGCUGCCGUUGAGGCCGCUGCCACUGAGGCUCCCGCUGCUGAGGCUCCCAAGGAGACCCCCGUUGAGAACGCCGAGGCCACUCCCGCUGCGGCUGAGACCACCGAAGCGCCUGCCGAGCAGCCCAAGGAAGAGGCCAAGGAGGAAAUCACUCCUGCGACUGAAGGUGUGCUUGGACACAAGGGACCUGGUCUGGUGAAGGGUCUGCGUUUCUCCAAGCGAUUCUUCUACUUCAGCAACGAGCCCGUCGAGGCCAAGCACCUGUCCGUCUUCCGGCAGAACGAGAAGCCUGCUGUCGCCAAGCCCAUCGUCGCUUGGGCUACCCAGACCGGCAAGGGUCUCCUGUUCCUGACCAAGCGCGCUGAGGACAAGGCCCCCCCCGCUGGUAUCUUCAACUUGGCCGAGAUCUCCGACCUUGCCAAGGAGGGCACCAACGAAUUCCUCUUCAAGGUUAACGGCCAGAAGCACACUUUCCAGGCUGCUAACGCUGCUGAACGUGACAGCUGGUUUGUUGCUCUCGAAGCCAAGGCAGCUGAGGCCAAGGCUGAAAAGGAGACCAUCGUUGCCAGCGAGGGCUACAAGGCUGAGCUGGAGAAGCUGACCAAGCCUGUUGUUGCUGAGCCCGCCAAGAAGCCCGUUGAGCCUAAGGAGGAGGCGAAGAAGGAAGAGGCUGCUCCUGUUGAGGAGACUAAGGAUACCAAGGAGACCAGCGACGCCAAGGACAAGGCCAAGAGCCGCUCUCAGUCUCGCAAGAGGGCCAGCAUCUUCGGCUCCUUCCUCGGCAAGAAGGAGGAGACUGAGGAGAAGAAGGAAGAGAAGACCGAGGACGCCAAGCCCGCCGAAGCCGCCGCUGAGCCUGUCGCCGAGGCCUCUGCUGCUGAGGCUCCUGAGGCUCCCGUUGCUGCUGCUCCUGCCGAAGAGAAGAAGGAGGAGACCGAGGCAAAGAAGGAGGAGAAGAAGGCCGAGAGCCCUGCUCCCAAGUCCAAGCGUACCUCUCUGUUCGGUAACUUCUUCCAGAAGGUUACCAGCCCUUCCCACGAGAAGUCCGAGAAGGAGGCUGCCGCUCCUGCUGAGCCCUCCGCUGUCUCCAGCACUGCUCCCCAGCUGGAGAAUCCCGUCGAGGAGGCUGCUGUGAAGCCCAUCGAGCCAGAGACCGUGACCUCUGCCGCCGCUGCCACUGCAACCGAGUCUCCCAAGGAGACUGCCGCCGCUCAGUCUCCCACUGCCGAGACUCCUGCCGGUAAGGACAAGCGUCGCACCUCUUUCUUCGGUAACUUUGGCAAGAAGAAGGGCGACUCUGACAACGAGGGCACCGACGGCGAGUCCAAGGCCAAGGGCAACAAGCUCGGUGGUCUUUUCCGCAAGCCCAGCAAGGCCGUGAAGCUCGACAACAAGGAAGCCACUGCGACCAAGGAGGCUGAGGACAAGGCCGAGCCCGCCGCUCAGGAGGCUUCCGCUGAGGCGGCUCCCGCCGAAGAAGCUAGCAAGCCCACUGAGGCCCCCGCCGCCGAGGAGGCCAAGCCUGCGACCGUCGCUGCUACCUCGACUCCCGUCCAGGCUGCAGCAUGA